Molecule: messenger RNA, 993 nt
Organism: Laetiporus sulphureus 93-53
Lineage: Eukaryota; Fungi; Basidiomycota; Agaricomycetes; Polyporales; Laetiporaceae
Exons: 15
Coding region: 1-993 (330 amino acids)
Molecular function (GO): arylformamidase activity
Source: RefSeq, a predicted model, not a curated record
AUGCCUCUUCCGGAGAAGCUGCCCACGUUUGACGAGCUUCCCAGCUUCCACAACCUUACCGGCUGUGCCUGGGAUGUCUGGGGCAAGGAUGACGAGCUGGGCACGGUGAACCUCCUUACUGAAGAUGUCGUCAAGGAGGCUGCGAAGGAGAUCAAGUCGGGCAAGACGAUCUGUCUAAAUUGGCCAGUGAACUUCCCCAACAAGCCAAUGUUUCAACGCCAGCCGCCGCAUCUCGAGAUGUGGAGCAAAUGGCCGGCAGUUCACGACGACGCCCUGCACAUCAACACGCAAUCCGGCACCCAGUGGGACGGCCUUCGCCACUUUGGCAUCAUCGAGCAGGACGUGUUCUACCAAAACACGCCCAGCUCCUUCUUCCAAAAAGGCCACAUCGUCCUACCCGACCCGACCAAAGUCGACCACAACCUCAUCAAAUACGGCAUCCACAACUGGGCGCAGCACGGGAUCUGCGGGCGCGGCGUCCUCCUCGAUAUCGUGCGCUACUACACGGCCUCGGGAGACGCGCUGCCGUACGACCCCUGGAGCACGUACGGCCUCUCCGUCGACGUGCUGCAGGACUGUGCCAAGAGGCAGGGCGUGACGUUCCGCCCGGGCGAUAUCCUGAUACUCCGCGUGGGGUUCAUACGGAAGUUCCUGGCGGUUACGCAGGAGGAACGGGAUGCGCUUGGGGGCAAGUCGGAGACGCUGGCGGGAAUCGAGCAGUCGGAGGGAAUGAAGCGCUUCUUGUGGGACAACCACUUCGCAGCUAUCGCUUCUGAUCAGCCCGCCAUCGAGCGCUGGCCAGCGGAGGGGACGACCUUCCUGCAUCAGACACUUCUCGGCCUCUGGGGCAUGCCGAUAGGGGAGUUUUUCGACCUUGAGGAGCUGUCGAAGGUAUGCGCCGAAACCGGAAGAUAUACCUUCUUCUUCACGUCCUGGCCGCUCAACGUCCUCGGUGGCGUCGCGAGUCCUCCAAACGCUGCGGCAUACCUGUGA